Messenger RNA from Scaptodrosophila lebanonensis, 1930 nucleotides. Its product is annotated as transmembrane protease serine 9-like. The record is from RefSeq and is a predicted model, not a curated record. The transcript has 7 exons. NCBI's taxonomy places the organism in Eukaryota, Metazoa, Arthropoda, Insecta, Diptera, Drosophilidae. Gene Ontology annotation, molecular function: serine-type endopeptidase activity. Bases 1 to 1776 code for a protein of 591 amino acids. Gene Ontology annotation, biological process: proteolysis.
AUGCUUACAUUUUUGCUUUUUUUGCUGCUGGUCAGCUCAGUGCGAACAGCAAACAAAUCCAACAUUAUCCCUGAGGAGCGCAUUAUUGGCGGCGCACCCGUAUCUGUAAUACCAUACCAGGCAUCAUUACGUCUCUUGUCGUACGAUAACGUUUUGUUUGGAUCUGGACACAUUUGUGGUGGCAGUCUGAUUUCCCAGCGCGUUGUAGUCUCAGCGGCUCACUGCGUGCUCGUCUCGGAGAGCACGCCUAUGGUUUUUCGUUCGGCAUCAGAAUUUCGUUUAGUUCUGGGAUCUGUGAGUCUCUAUGUGCGCACUCCUUACGUAUAUAACGUAAUCAAGGUGGUGUACAACGCCAAUUUCGACAUCACCACAAUGCAAAAUGAUGUGUCGCUCUUUUUCAUGAAUGGACUUGUGCCCCUGAGUUCGACCGUUGUCUAUCCAAUUGCCUUAAACACUAUACAAGAGCCCUCUGGAACUAAAUGCGAAGUAACCGGCUGGGGCUCCACAUAUGUGGGCGGUCCGGUAUCAUCCGUGCUUAUGGGGGUUGAGGUGCCAAUCGUAAGUAAUGCCCAAUGCGCCGCUAUCUAUAGCAACACCUAUCCCGGCAUGCUGUGCGCUGGAAACGUGCAAAAUGGAGGCGUGGACGCCUGUCAGGGCGAUUCGGGCGGCCCAUUGGCGUGUAACGGCCUGCUGGCUGGCAUUGUCUCGUGGGGCUACCAAUGUGCCUUGCCCGGCUAUCCCGGAGUCUACACAAAUGUCUCCGACUUUGUCGGUUGGAUCCAGCAGAAUAAUGCGACCUUCAACUACAGCUACUAUCUGAAUACGGGCAUUGCUUUGCAAUGGCAUUGGCUGCUCCUGUUGCUCAGCGUGUUGGCGUAUUGGGAUGUUGCAACGUCAGUGAGCCCAUUGGCUAAUAACACGGUCAAGGGCGAGACAAGAGUGGUGGGCGGCACUGCCAUCCAGAUUGAUGAUGCGCCCUUCCAGGUAUCCGUGCGACUGGCGAAGAACGAGAAGGACCGCUACGGAUCGGGUCACAUCUGUGGAGGAGUCGUUAUAUCACAGCGCUUGGUAGUCACAGCAGCUCACUGCUUUUUCGACUCAAAAGAUCAGUACAGAAAGGCCAGCGAUUUCGUGCUGGUCGUGGCCAGCUCAUACGUGUGGACCAAGGAUCCAAAUGCUCAGGUGUACAACGUGCAGCAGAUGAUCAUACACAGCGGUUAUCAACAAGGGAAAUUGGUGAAUGACAUUGGACUCCUGUUCAUCAAUGGGUAUUUACCCUGGAAUUCGGCAAAGGUGCGUGCAUUGGCCCUCAACACACAACCGAUUAGCGCUGGAACGAGCUGUGCCGUUACCGGUUGGGGAGUCACCAAUACCGCCACAGAGUCCACCAGCAAUGUUCUGUAUUCGGGUGCGGUGCAGAUAAUCGGGCAAGCAACUUGUGAGCAGUCGUACGGCCCCUUGCCACAGUCUCAGGUCUGCGCCGGCAUUCUGGCUGGUGGAGUUGACUCCUGCCAGGGCGACUCUGGUGGUCCCCUGCAAUGUGAAGACAAGCUGGUGGGCGUGGUCUCUUGGGGCAAUGGCUGUGCGCAGCCCAACUUUCCGGGCGUCUAUACGAAUGUGUCCUUCUACCAUGGAUGGAUUGUGCAGCAGAAUAGUUCGCUAAACUAUUCGUACUAUAGCAAUGGGGCCCCAUGGAAAGCAACAACUGCUGGAUUGGGGCUCUAUGGCUUGGGAUAUGCCAUGUUGAGCAUUUUUGUGGUGGGCAGUAGAUUCUAAAAGUUUUUUCAUCAUUGAUCUAGCAUAGACAUAAAAGUGUUUAUUUUUGUAAUUAUUGUGAGAUUGGAUAAGUCAAUAGAAUUAAGUACAAAAUUGAACAGCUUAAAAUAAAACUAGUUUGAAUAAUAUCGGCUAUUUUCAGAUACGAUGCUAA